This is a messenger RNA of Funneliformis mosseae, 234 nucleotides long. Lineage: Eukaryota; Fungi; Glomeromycota; Glomeromycetes; Glomerales; Glomeraceae. The record is from the annotation of a GenBank genome assembly.
AUGUCUAACAAAUCUGUUGAAGAUUGGGAAGCUCAAUUAGUUGGAAAGAAAUUUGUUCGUGGCAAUAUGUCAAUUUCGGCUGAAGAACAGGACAAGGUUGUCCGUGAAACGGAUUUGCCGGCUGGUCAUAGAGUCGUCCCACCUGAUGCUAUGGUAACCAUGGAUUUUAAACCAGAUAGGUUGAAUGUUUACAUCGAUCAUUCAAGUAUAGUUACUAGUGUGAAAUUUGGUUGA